AUGAGUAAGGUUGGGAACCAAUCGGGCCUGCAUUGGGACAUUCAACUCGAUCAGGACUUAUUGGAGACAAUAGUGAAUCUAUACCCGGAUUGGUUCAAAGAGAACAGCCUUAGCGCUAUGACCGACACCACAAGCGAUUCAUUCUUACCAUUCUUACAAUCGUUACCAUCGGAAGCCCCUUCUCCUCCACGAGUAGACAAUCAGUCCAUAAAGAACUCAAUGGAUAAGAAUAAGGAAUCGCUGAAAGUGAAGCUUAUGCUCAGACGACCCAUCAAUCAUCUCAUUGAACAAGGAAUCCAUCCGCCAUUGGGAGCCUCUCCUGUAUUUCACGAGAAGAAGAAACAGUUAGAACACGCGAAGAGAACCGACUAUUUGAAGCAUAAGAUUGAGUCCAGACCUCAACGACAAGAGCUCAUACAACAGCACAUUCUGGAGGACACGACCGCCGAUCCGAGUCUUCAUGAAAAGCAGCGACAGUUAAAGAAAGCGCGUUUGGCUGACGAUCUCAACGAUAGGCUAUCGCAUAGACCGGGACCUCUGGAGCUCAUCAAAGGCAACAUUUUGCACACCGACGAAGAGUUUGAACACGCGGUGAAAGAGGGACAGAUCCCCUUCAAGAACACCAGUGAGGGUGAAGUGAUUAAACACCCGCCGCCCAGAUUCGUGUUCGCCAACGAAGAGGAGAGCAGUUCCGACAGCGCCUCCUCACCACUCGUUGCCACACAAACCGAACAGUCAUUAAACAGUUUGAUAACAUUCGACGCGACCAAAGUCGAUGUGUCCGCCGCCGCCCCGACCGCUACAGUAGUGGCCACGACAUGCUCGCCAACCAGCGUCACAUACAUUGUCUCAUCGCCGGUCACAAGUAUCCUCACCUCUCCCUCCACUGUUCACUCAAUACUUAUUGGCAACGGAAACGCUGUGGCCAUCGCCGCCGCUCCCACUCCCACCCCAUCGGUAGUGGCGGUCGCCUCGGGAACGGCCGCCCCUAUAAUCAACGCCUCGCCAUUCUGUCAAACAACGAAUCAGAUAUCAGUGAACCUUCCAGUGGUGUCCAGUUUUAAGGAACAUUCUUCGGGUUCCAAAUGUCGCAAGAAGUCUAAAUCCAAAGCACAGCCAAAGCCACGAACUAUUAAAUUUCACGAAUACAAAGGACCACCGAAUUCCAAGAUUCUGCCCAACGCUAGCCUUUCGUCGACCGAGUCUUCGUACGAACUGCUUCUACAACAACAACAGUUGUUCCUUCAGUGGCAACUCGAAUGGCAACAGAAAUACCCACAAAUAAUCCUUCCAACGGCUCAAAAGACAAGUUUGGACCAAAUCCAAGACCAGGGAACAGAUGCUCAAAGCGCCGCAAACACACAAAAUAGCCCAAAAUCGGCUUCAAAUCCAAAUGUCAUGAGAACUACAUUUCAAACGAAAGCCAAUAACCAAAUGAUGACGAAUAGCGACAGCAAUGGUUCGAUGGGUUCUCCACGCGAUCGCUCCAACAGUAACGCGUCGGUCACUCGUGAGUCCAAAUUCAAUCCGUCAGUCGUCGGCAAAAUGAUAUCCAAAUUGGAAGACAUGAAAGUAAGUGAUCUCAAAGCGGAGCUUAAGAAACGCAAUCUUCCCGUUUCGGGACCCAAACAACAACUCAUCGAUCGGCUCAAGCCAUUCAUCGACGCUGUUAUGGCCAAUGCCAUCGCCAACAGCUCUUUUAUUACCAUGACUUCACCGAAUGGUAUGAUUAGUCCUGAGGUUGAGUCCAAACCGAUAACAGCCAGCAUUGAAGCCGUAAAGAUUGAACCCAAUUGUGAUUCUGUGCCGAUGUCUCCCAACGUUAUCAUGUCAUCGCCUCGUGAGUGCGUCGACGCAAAGAGCGAACCCAUGGAUAUUAAAUCGCCCGAAAACACUGUUAUGGAAGUGGACUCAGUUAUGGCUGAAGAGGUUGACCAAAAUUGUUCGAUGGAUUUGGGAAACGAUCCGUCCCUUCAAACGAACGAUGAAAUUGUUUUAUUGCAACAGAAAAAGAUCAGUGAAUUGCAAAGAGAGCUACAAAAGUCUCAAAUGCAGUUACAUUUACAACAAACGGCUGGCCAUCCGAUGGACACCCAAACGGCUGUAAACGGGCCUCAAAUUCACAUCAUUUCGACGCCAACUACUGAGCUAUCAGUAGACGGAACGACACAGAAAUCACUUCAACGCCAAAUACUUCAGCAGCAGUUGCAACAAAAACUACAGCAAAAUCUUAAUUUAAAACCACAAACGGCUAAUAAUGAAACAAAUUUAGCCACUCUUUUAACAAACGGUACGAUUUCGCCGUCAGUUAAGGCGAGUUUAGCCGCUUUUCUUCAAAGCCAACAACAAUUACAACAACAAAAUCAAAUUAAGGCGAGUUUAGCCGCUUUUCUUCAAAGCCAACAACAAUUACAACAACAAAAUCAAAGUUUAGCCCCGAAACUGAUUACCACACAGAAUGUCACACCCAUUCAGCAAAUUGUUUUGUGUCCAACAAUUUGUGCCACAACUGAAACCGUCUCUCAAGAGCCCGACGGCGGAAAACAGCGGACAAACUCUCUUCCAAACGGAUUGUCACAGAAAUUCCUGUCGCACUCAUCCUUAAGAACGUCUUCGCUUCCAAAUUUCAAUUCAAUACUUACGAGUCAUGCGAACGGCGAACAAAAAACGGCACCCGAUGUGAAGCCAACGGUAAUAUUAGCGAAAUGUCCGCCCAAUUACGACGAGGCGACCAAACAGAUGAACAAACCUAAAGACAAGAAGAGAUCUGUCAAAAGUCAAGCGGUGGACGACGUCCUCGAAAUACUUAUCAAGAAUGGAGAACUGCCGCCCAAGUGUCCGUUGAAUGUUGAGGACAACCACUGGUUAGGAAUGGCGUCCACUUCGAGGUCGGCUAACGAACAAAAUAUGUUAGACUAUAACGAAACCGAUGAACAAAAUCAGUCAAACGUUAAUUUUGAUAACAAUAACAACAGUGAAAACAAUUGCGGCCAAAACUCAAUUGCAAAAAGUGAGACGUCUUCAAAACACGACCCGAUUCUUCCCAAUACGAUGUUUGGCGGAUCACUUGUGGACCCAUUGGGUGACCUUUUCUUCGACGACAGCGAUUUCAAGUCGACACUGGAUUUGGGAUCUCUUAUGUGGGAUAAAGUGGAUUUCGCCACUUGA
Messenger RNA from Medioppia subpectinata, 3168 nucleotides. The record is from the annotation of a GenBank genome assembly. Lineage: Eukaryota; Metazoa; Arthropoda; Arachnida; Sarcoptiformes; Oppiidae.